GCUUAACCCUUGAAAUUAGUGCAAUAAGAUUCUUGAAGAUGUCAAAAUCUGGAGCAUUGGAUCUUGCCUCUGGUGUUGGAGGGAAGAUUGAGAAGAAGCAAGUAUUUUCAGCAGUGCAAAAGUAUGAGAAGUAUCAUGUUUGUUAUGGAGGGGAUGAGGAGGAGAGGAAGGCCAACUACACUGAUAUGGUCAACAAAUAUUAUGAUCUGGUGACAAGCUUUUAUGAAUAUGGAUGGGGUGAAUCUUUCCAUUUUGCUCCUAGAUGGAAAGGGGAGUCACUUCGAGAAAGCAUCAAGCGACAUGAGCAUUUUCUUGCUCUACAGCUAUGUUUGAAAAAAGGAAUGAAGGUAUUAGAUGUGGGUUGUGGAAUUGGUGGGCCAAUGAGAGAAAUUGCUAGAUUCAGUGAUGCAUGGAUUACAGGGGUAAACAACAAUGAGUAUCAAAUAGCAAGGGGAGAGGAACUAAAUCAUAAUGCUGGAGUGGACCAGAGAUGCAACUUUGUGAAGGCUGACUUCAUGAAAAUGCCUUUUUCGGACAGUACAUUUGAUGCAAUAUUUGCAAUAGAAGCAACCUGCCAUUCGCCAAAUGUGCGUGAUUGCUACUCAGAAAUAUACAGAGUGUUGAAGCCUGGUCAUUGUUUUGCUGCUUAUGAAUGGUGCAUUACUGAUUACUUUGAUCCCAUGAACCAAGAACAUCAAAGGAUUAAGGCUGAAGUUGAGUUGGGCAAUGGACUUCCUGACAUCAGAUCAAUAAAAGAGUGCCUUGAAGCUCUGAAGCUUGCAGGCUUUGAAGUUGUAUGGGAGAAGGAUGUCGCUGCUGACUCACCUCUUCCUUGGUAUUUGGCUUUGGAUAAAAAUCAUUUCUCACUAAGUAAUUUCCGGGUGACAGCAUGUGGUCGUUUUAUUACUAGAAACAUGGUAAGAACCUUGGAGUUCUUGGGCCUUGCUCCUGAGGGUAGCCAAAGAGUUCAGUCUUUCUUGGAGCAAGCAGCAGAAGCUCUUGUUGAAGGUGGAAGGAAGGGUAUAUUCACACCAAUGUAUUUCUUCUUAGCCAAAAAGCCAAAUUUCUAGUAAGAAAUUGGCUAUGUUGUAACAAGGACUUAAAAUGUUGAGAGAGAAUUAUUGGAAUAAUAAGAAAUCAAAUUGGUGUUUGGAAAGAGAUUCCUACAACAUUUCCCUAAGAAUAUGGAAUGGAUAUUUGUUAUUGAAGAACUUGAACAUUAGGAAAUCUUCAAUUUAGAUUUUUAAGGACUGAGUUGAGAGUUUGGCGUUUGCUGAUAAAAUGGGAGAAAAUAAAGGAAAGUGAAGAAAGCACACUUGGGAGAAUAUAGUUUUAUUCAAGGUUUUCAUAACCAAUCUAGGAUGAAAACCAUUUUGAGUACUGGUUCCGAUCCGACCGUUUUGAUCAGCCAGUCCAACCGGAUUUCCAAUUUUGUGUAAAAAUAUACAAAAAUUAUGUCUUAUUAUAUGUGUUUUACACACUGAAUUUGAUGUUAUGCUUAUUUUUCAA
Molecule: messenger RNA, 1509 nt
Organism: Mangifera indica (mango)
Lineage: Eukaryota; Viridiplantae; Streptophyta; Magnoliopsida; Sapindales; Anacardiaceae
Product: cycloartenol-C-24-methyltransferase-like
Exons: 13
Coding region: 39-1070 (343 amino acids)
Biological process (GO): sterol biosynthetic process
Cellular component (GO): endoplasmic reticulum
Molecular function (GO): sterol 24-C-methyltransferase activity
Source: RefSeq, a predicted model, not a curated record